CAGCACCAUCUGCUGCCAUAUACCAGCCUGCACCGCGGCUACCUUCUCCUCCGUUCAACUUCUCACUGGUGCCUGCUGACUCCCUCACUGUGGGAAGAUGGCGGCGGAGCGACAGUCAGGUGCCGGGGCAGAAGAUAAUAAGGAGAAUGAGCGGCCGGUAGCAGGAGGAAAGUCGGGAGCGUUGGGGGACACCCUGGCGUUGGAGAUCCUCCAGAUUAUUAAGGAAUCUCAGCAACAGCAUGGAAUGCGUCAUGGAGACUUUCAGAGAUACAGAGGUUACUGUUCACGUCGUUUGAGACGACUAAGAAAAACACUCAGUUUUAAGAUGGGUAACAGGCACAAAUUCACGGGAAAGAAAGUGACUGCGGAGAUGCUUUCUGAUAACAGGUACCUAUUGCUCAUCUUGAUGGAUGCUGAGAGGGCCUGGAGCUAUGCCAUGCAGCUUAAAAUGGAGGCAAACACAGAACCUCGCAAGCGGUUCCAUUUGCUGUCUCGUUUGCGGAAGGCUGUGAAGCAUGGUGAGGAGCUAGAGCGACUGUGUGAUAGUGACCGUGUUGAUGCCAAGACAAAGUUGGAAGCUCAGGCAUAUAGUGCUUAUCUCAGUGGCAUGCUGCAGUUUGAGCAGCAAAAGUGGGAAGAGGCUAUGAAAGCAUUCAACAAGUGCAAAACCAUCUAUGAGAAGUUGGCCAGCGCCUUCACUGAGGAGCAGGCUGUCCUGUACAACCAAAGAGUGGAUGAAAUCUCACCCAACAUACGCUACUGUGCCUACAACAUUGGCGAUAAGACUGCUAUGAAUGAGUUAAUGCAAAUGAGACUUCGUGGUGGAGGCACUGAAGGACUGUUAGCAGAGAAGUUGGAGACUCUUAUCUCACAGACCAGGGCAAAACAAGCUGCCACGAUGAGCGAGGUGGAGUGGCGAGGGCGCACAAUUCCUAUCAAAAUUGAUAAGGUGCGGAUAUUCCUUCUUGGGCUGUCGGACACAGAAGCUGCAAUUGCUCAGGCUGAAGAUGAGGAGGCCAAAGAACGACUAUUUGAGUCUGUGCUGAGUGAAUGCAGAGAUGCUAUCCAAGGAGUACGGGAGGAACUAAAAUCAGAACAGAGGCUCAGAGAUGCUGUCAUGGAUGGUGACAUUGGGAAAGUAUCCAACUUACAGUACUUGCACAGUUACCUGUCUUACAUCAAGCUGUCCACAGCUAUCCAACGUAAUGAGAGCAUGGCUAGUGCUUUGCAGAAGGCUCUGCUCCGUCAGCCACAACCUGAAGAGGAUGGCAAGAGGAGCCCGCGGCCUCAAGACCUGAUCAGACUUUAUGAUAUCAUCUUGCAGAAUCUGGCAGAACUGACACAACUGCCUGGCUUGGAGGAAGAUCAAAGCUUCCAGAAGGAAACUGUCCUUAAGACUUUAGUGUACAAAGCAUACAGGUGCUUUUUCAUUGCUCAGUCAUAUGUUCUAGUGAAGAAGUGGAGUGAGGCUCUGGUUCUCUAUGACAGAGUUCUGAAAUAUGCCAAGGAAGUACAAGCUCAAGCUGGAGCCGCUAAAAGCAAUCUCAAGGAGUUACCAGAUAUACAAGAACUGAUUAAGCAGGUGAAAUCAGAGAAAUACUCCCUGCAAGCUGCUGCUAUCCUUGACUCAACAGACACCUCAGAAGAGGUUUCACCCUCUCUGACAAAGGAGAACAAGCCUCUCUCAGAAUGUCUAGAUAACUUCUCCCUGGACGCCUCUCUAGUGACCAAACAUGCCCGUCUGGUGCACUUUCCUCCAGACUUCCGUCCCAUACCCUGCAAACCACUCUUCUUUGACCUGGCCUUAAAUCACGUGACUCUGCCAUCUCUGGAGGACAAGCUGGAGCAGAAAGCAAAGAGUGGAUUAACUGGAUAUAUCAAAGGCAUUUUUGGGUUCCGUAGUUAAUGAGCUAAAGAAAAAAGCGAGGGUAGUGAAUACUUUCACUGCUCAGCAGCUUGUUACCCAUCAAUUUGCCCCAUUCAUCCACAGACUGCACAAUGAUACAUUUGCUCUGAGAUAGCAUAACUUCCACAUAAAGCUGUAUGUAGAUCAAUACAUUCUUUUAAUUUAUUGGGAAGUCUCAACCCCAUUUAUUGACCAGUAAUGGGAUAGUGACCACUUUCUUUUGCAGUGUCCUAGCAAUUCCUUCUAUAGGUCAGUCAGGAUCUUCCUGUUGACCUCGCGUUGUAUCAGAAGUGACCACAUUCCGAAGUCGGCACAACAAAAUGUGCAUUUUAGUUUAUCUCCAUACGGUAAGAGGAGGCUUUUACCUGCCAUUUUCUCCCUUUGUAAAAUUGUCACUACUUGUACAAUGUUUAAAAGUGCAUGACACCAUUCUUAAAAUUCUUACAUUGUACUAAGAAUGGAAAGGAAAAAGCUCUCGGAUUUUUUUUUUUUAAAGAAAAUAAAAUGCAUCUGUUUUUGGGGUUA
This is a messenger RNA of Pseudophryne corroboree (corroboree frog), 2431 nucleotides long. RefSeq names its product signal recognition particle 68 (gene SRP68). Gene Ontology annotation, cellular component: signal recognition particle, endoplasmic reticulum targeting. Gene Ontology annotation, molecular function: 7S RNA binding; protein binding; endoplasmic reticulum signal sequence receptor activity. The transcript has 16 exons. Gene Ontology annotation, biological process: SRP-dependent cotranslational protein targeting to membrane. Bases 98 to 1906 code for a protein of 602 amino acids. The record is from RefSeq and is a predicted model, not a curated record. Lineage: Eukaryota; Metazoa; Chordata; Amphibia; Anura; Myobatrachidae.